This is a messenger RNA of Diuraphis noxia (Russian wheat aphid), 519 nucleotides long. RefSeq names its product glycine receptor alpha 1 (gene GluClalpha). Gene Ontology annotation, molecular function: extracellular ligand-gated monoatomic ion channel activity; transmembrane signaling receptor activity. Lineage: Eukaryota; Metazoa; Arthropoda; Insecta; Hemiptera; Aphididae. The record is from RefSeq and is a predicted model, not a curated record. Gene Ontology annotation, cellular component: membrane. Gene Ontology annotation, biological process: monoatomic ion transmembrane transport.
CUAGAUGGCCCAACAAUCGUGCACAUAAACCUAUUUGUGAGAAGUAUCAUGACAAUAAGUGACAACAAGAUGGAGUACAGUGUGCAACUGACGUUCCGCGAACAAUGGAUGGACGAGAGGCUAAAAUUUAACGAUUACAAUGGUAAAAUGAAAUACUUGACUUUGACUGAAGCCAACAGAGUGUGGAUGCCCGACUUGUUCUUUUCUAACGAGAAGGAAGGUCAUUUUCACAAUAUAAUUAUGCCGAACGUGUACAUCAGGAUAUUCCCCAACGGAUUAGUAUUGUACAGUAUAAGGAUAUCCCUUACUCUAUCGUGUCCAAUGAAUCUCAAAUUAUAUCCACUGGAUCGUCAAACGUGUUCACUCCGAAUGGUCAGCUACGGUUGGACAACUGACGAUUUAGUAUUUUUAUGGAAAGAAGGCGAUCCAGUGCAAGUGGUAAAAAAUUUACACUUACCAAGAUUCACUUUAGAAAAAUUUCUCACGGAUUACUGCAACAGCAAAACUAACACAGGUUAG